Molecule: messenger RNA, 2083 nt
Organism: Cotesia glomerata
Lineage: Eukaryota; Metazoa; Arthropoda; Insecta; Hymenoptera; Braconidae
Gene: pip
Product: heparan sulfate 2-O-sulfotransferase pipe
Exons: 8
Coding region: 799-1992 (397 amino acids)
Cellular component (GO): membrane
Molecular function (GO): sulfotransferase activity
Source: RefSeq, a predicted model, not a curated record
CUUUCUUCUCUAAGAUCCGUAUUCAUCUUUCAUACGUGUUAAUUAUCACGUCGUAGGUAGCAACGCAAGGUGAAAGGAAAGAAGAUAUAAAAAAAUAAGGAAGCGACCACCUCGUAUGGUCGUAUGUAGAGUAGAAUUGCAUCGGCAGUGCGGAAGAGAAUGAUAGAGAAAAGUAGUAAGUUAUUUAGUAUCGUAGUAACGGGGCCGGUCGCCGGCAAGAACCUCGUUUUUAGCGGGAACCAACUUCAAGUAGGAGUUUGCAUCAACAGGAGGUGGAGAACGAUGCGGAACCGCAGUCGCACGUUGACCAGCCGACCUGGCGGACAUAACUUUCAAUCAUUAUACCCCGCCACCAUCUGAUAGUCAUGUAAAAUAAUCGUAAACAUUUCCUGUCAAAUAUUUGUGCUGAUAAAGAAGAACAAUAAUAAUUUACAAGAAGAAAUGCAACGUUCGCGUCGGUUUGGUAAUAAAUUGAUUGAUUUGUUAAUUUUGAAACUAGUGAGGUACAAAGUUAUGGUGGAUUAUAAUCUAUAAUAAAUCGCCGGGAUACAAAAAAAAAAAAAAAAGCUGACUACGGAAGCAAAAAGUAACUACAGGAGCAAAAAAAAAAGAAUUAGUAGAAUAAAUAAUAAAAGAAGAGAAUGAUUAGUUGAUCGUUAUAAUAUUACCGGUAGAAAAUAAGUCCUAAUAAACCAACAUGCUAUCACAGACACUCAAUUUUAUAGCACGUAUUUUUUGAAACUUGACAAAUGCUGUCAAAAUAUUUGUGUUAAGUUUUUAAAUUAUAUUAUUUAAAUAAUGAUUGUUAAAGACAAUAUGUGGAGGCAGAGGCGUUUAAUUGUGCCGAAAAGGACUAGCGAACUGGUUGCUCUGGUUGCUCUAUCCAGUACAUUGUUUCUCUUCCUUCACACACGGGAUCUGCAUUCUCGCCUUCGUGAGAUGGAAGUGCGAUUACAACCCGGCGAGAACGAGAUCUCAGGAAACCAACCAUCAUCAGAUGGAGAAAUCCAACUAGCGACAGCUAUUCAGUCUCCCCAAAGCUCUAGAUAUUCUACUAUUAAACUGUACGAUCAUCAUGAAAUGUUGGAUUUGAAUGCACUGAAUAAUACUAAACGAGCUGAUAAACACGUUCUCUUCUUCAACCGAGUACCGAAAGUCGGAUCUCAAACAUUCAUGCAAUUAUUGAGAAGACUUUCCGUGAGAAAUAACUUCGCAUUCAACAGAGAUCAAGUGCAACGCGUUGAAACUAUAAGACUUGCACCUUAUGAACAACGUCAGCUUGUUAGACUUGUAAAUAGUUAUAACGAACCAUCUGUCUACGUUAAACACGUUUGCUUCACUAACUUUACUGAGUUCAAUCUUCCUCAACCAAUUUAUAUGAAUGUUGUAAGAGAUCCAGUUGAACGCGUAAUAUCGUGGUAUUAUUAUGUACGCGCUCCUUGGUACUACGUGGAACGAAAGCAAAUAUUUCCGGAUCUGCCUCUGCCAGAUCCUGAAUGGUUGAAGAAAGACUUUGAAAGCUGCGUCUUGAAUGGAGAUCGAGAAUGCCGAUACGUUGAAGGAGAGUAUCAUGAAGGCAUCGGUGAUCACAGGCGACAGACUUUAUUUUUUUGUGGUCAUAGCGAGAAGUGCAUGCCAUUCAACACAGUUGGCGCACUCGAAAGAGCUAAAUUAUCAGUAGAAAAACAUUAUGCCGUUGUUGGAGUGCUUGAAGAUAUAAAUACAACUCUCACUGUCCUUGAAAAUUACAUUCCUCAGUUUUUUGAAGGUGCAACUGAACUUUAUUGGGAUGAAAUGAAUUCAUUCAAGACAAUUAAUCGAAAUUCUUUUAAACCUCCAGUUAGUGAGGCAAUAAAAGAAAUGGUAAGAAAAAAUUUCACAAGAGAAAUAGAAUUUUACCAAUUUUGUAGGCAACGAUUGCACCGACAAUUGAGAGCAUUAAAAUUGUCUUCAACAGUUCCUACAACUCAAAAUGAAGCCAGCAGCUUGUAAAUAUUUUUUCAGUAGUAAUUAAUAUGUCUGCAUAUGUACUUAUAAAAUUAAUCUUAAUUUGAUAAAAAAAAAAAUUUAGAUGUUUGUUCAA